Messenger RNA from Malurus melanocephalus (red-backed fairy wren), 2259 nucleotides. RefSeq names its product coiled-coil domain containing 148 (gene CCDC148). The coding region runs from base 112 to 1779 and encodes 555 amino acids. The record is from RefSeq and is a predicted model, not a curated record. Lineage: Eukaryota; Metazoa; Chordata; Aves; Passeriformes; Maluridae. The transcript has 13 exons.
UGGUUUGUAUAACCAGAAAAUUCGSUGAUUCCUGCAAGAAAUGCUCUUGGCAGCCAGAAGGUCAAACCUGUUGACUACAAACAUCUGUAUGAACUUGCUGCCCAGGCAAAAAUGGCCUCUGCACAAAUUCAGCUGAAGAUUAAAAAAACAGAGCAAAUGUCAAAAAUUAGCAAAGAGCAAAUGCUGCUGAAACAGCAUCGUCAGGUGUGGUGGCAAGAGCAUAAAAGAUUGACUGAGAGCAGACAAAAAGCAGAAGGAGAAAUGAAGACUUUUCUUGAUGAAGAAAGCCAUAAGGACAACUAUUUUUUUGAUUUGAGGGACUUGGAGCAGAAGUUGUCCAAGGAGAGGGACACUUAUCAAACAAACACUUUAGUUCCUGUCUGGCAACUGAAGGAGGAUUUGAAAUUCCAGCUGGCUGAAAUGCAGCAUUCCCUCUCCAAAGAAUCUCUGGGCAAACCCAGGAUCAAUUCCRUUGAGGUGUUACAGCAGAUCAAAUUUGUGAAGAAGCAACAGAAGGCACUUUUGGAAGGUCUUAUCCUUGAAAGUCUGGCUUUGGAAAGAGAACUCGAGGAAUAUAAAGAAAAUGCAUCAGUGAACUCUUCUGAAGAGAAAAACGGAGUGUUCCUUGCAAUYCCCCCCGAGCUGCUGUGUCUGGARUGCCCUGACCCCGAGCUGAAGGCUYUGGUGAUCAGAGAGUACCAGGAGCUCUCCAGUGGGGUCUGGGGGAAGCUCCAGGAGGUGGAUCAGCAGCUGGAAGCUUUGUCCAGGAGCAGUGGCUGGAAGGAAGAAGAUCAGUGGGUUUUCCAGACUGUCAUCAAUCAGUACCCGAGUGAUCUCCAGAGGAGGAGGGCUUUGUACCUGGAUAUGCUGCAGAGAUWCCUUCCCCACAAAUCCAGGCAUGAGCUGGUCGCUCAGGAGAAGGCUCAGGCUGCUGUCCAUUCCAUCCGCAGCCAGCGCAGAGCGCUGCUGUUAAGCUGGGCUCAGCAAAGCCGAGCCUUUGUCCUGAGAGCUGUGGCUGCUGCUGCUGAAGCCUCUGCUGCCCACGAGGCACAAGUGCUGCUGGCUGAUUCCAGGCAAAAACAGCUGCAGAUCUGUGCUGAGCUGAAAACAAAGGUUCUGCAGUGGAARGCACAGCAGGAAGAAGCUGCUAAACUAGAAGCUGCAGUGGCUGCCAGAAGGAAAGAAAAGGAAGAUGAGAGAGAAAGGCUACAGAGAGAACAGGAAACGAUUCGUAGAGCUCAGGAUAAAGAUAAACUGAAAAAAUACUGGGCUGAAAAAGAGCUAAAGUGGCAAGAGCAGGAGGAGAGAGAUCUACAACAUCUGGAGGAGCUGAGAAAAUUAAUGGCAGAACAAGCAGCCAAAGACAGAGAAAGGGUGCGGUUCCGCCGGGCGCUGCUGGAGCAGCGGCUGCUGCAGAAGAAGGAGCUGGAGCUGCUGCAGGCCCGGCAGGAACAGGAGAAGGAGAAGCGUCUGGAAGCGCUGCGGCAGCAGGUUGCCAUUGUUGCAAAAGUGGAUCCAGCCAGAGCCGUGGCCGACACGGUGGCGUCCAGAGCUCGSAUGGGCAUCGGAGCCAACGAGGAGUUGGAGCUGCAGCAGCCACUGUUCAAACUGCACACGUACACUGAGGAGCAGGUCAUUUCUGACCCCAGGCUCCGUGUUGAGCUCGCUCUGCGAGAAGCUGGACUGCAUAAAACCCCUUAUGCCAGAGAGGUUUUGUCAAAACUUCCCCCACCAAAGCUUCCAAGAAGAGACAUGGAAUCUACAGCUUUYAAUGUGUAGAACACCUCUCAUCKGAGGGGCAGAGGAACRUUGGGGGUCUGGUUUGGUGCACAACGUGUGAAYCUUCAAUAAAUUCCCUUUGGUUGURUCCUGGAAGGGCUCAGUGCUGUGUGUGCAGCCAUUCCAAAGCUCUCCAAGCCUUKCUGAGCUGUGCUGGGUCACAUUUACCUUCCUGCUGCAGGUUUGGAGAGGUUGGGCUGUGGGCUGGUGUGGUGGGAUUGCCCAUGAGCCUUUCAGCUGGAGCUGGGACCCCUGUGCACAAGGACACAGAGCACAGGCCAGUCUGAUGUGCAGCACCUUGAGUAGGAAUUCUGAGGAUUUAAUUGGCAGCAGAAGUCCAAAAUAGCUUUGCGCAGCAGUUACUUUGGAUUUUAUUAUGUUACAUGAAUAAAUCCCACAAUUUUCUUUCCAAGUUUCUUGAGAAUUURAUUAUUUUCAUUAUAAAAUCUUCAYUGCCSUUAAUGUUUCUCAUAUUCCUUG